This is a messenger RNA of Protopolystoma xenopodis, 294 nucleotides long. NCBI's taxonomy places the organism in Eukaryota, Metazoa, Platyhelminthes, Monogenea, Polystomatidea, Polystomatidae. The record is from the annotation of a GenBank genome assembly.
AUGCCAGCCUCAGUUUACGAUUUACUCCAGGAGCUAUUUCUCAAAAACUUAGAGACACGUACGUUUUCACCUCACCGAGAAGAGCACCUAGGCUCUGAUUCCCAUGCCUGUAGAUAUCGGGCAUUGUCUCCACGGCUUAAACCUGUUUUCUCUGAGCGAAUUGAGGUCGUCUGGUCGUUCGAGUGGAUUUCUAGCCGAAUUUCUGUAACGGUUAUGAUAAACCGUCUUUCUGGUCCUGUGACCGCCGGGCCUCCAAAGUUGUGGUUGUUCCUUCAAACAGACUACACCUACUGA